Molecule: messenger RNA, 801 nt
Organism: Bipolaris zeicola 26-R-13
Lineage: Eukaryota; Fungi; Ascomycota; Dothideomycetes; Pleosporales; Pleosporaceae
Exons: 2
Coding region: 1-801 (266 amino acids)
Biological process (GO): replication fork arrest; DNA replication checkpoint signaling; replication fork processing
Cellular component (GO): replication fork protection complex; nucleus
Molecular function (GO): DNA binding
Source: RefSeq, a predicted model, not a curated record
AUGGCUCCAGGGAGCCCAUCCGCACAAAAUGAUGACUUUGACGAUGACCUGGACGAUAUACUCAAGGAUGUUAUAGAACCUGGCAAUAUAGUUGAAUCCACCGAACCCCCCACCCAGCCAGAGCCAUGGAAGAAGAAUAAGAGCCAGGGUGCCGAUACCGCCUUGGGCGUCGACGAGGACAUUGUCAUAACCAAGAAGCGUCAGCCUGCACCAAAACUUGACGACCAGCGACUCCUAUCGGACCCUGGGAUUCCCCGUCUGCGCAGAAUUGCAAAAGAACGCCUACGUUUCAAGGGCAAGGGACAUGAGUAUGGCGAUAUUGCACGCAUGCUAAACAUGUACCAACUUUGGCUCGACGACUUGUACCCCCGCGCCAAGUUUGCAGAUGCCCUCGCCAUUAUCGAGAAAGUUGGACAUACAAAACGCAUGCAGAUUAUGCGGAAAGACUGGAUCGACGAAGGAAAGCCAAGGCGUGCUGCAGAUCGAGACAGCGAUGAAGACGAUAGGGCUGCAGAAGAGACGGCUGUUCAACGAACCACAGAGGGUAUGGAUGGCGUGCAAAUCAGCACUGGCAAUGGUGUCGAACAACAAGGAGGCGUACAAGCGCCAGCAUUAGAUACGACAGAACACACGGCAGGUGAAGGACCUGACGAGGACGAACUGGACGCUUUGCUAGCGCAAAGUGAAGAGCCUACUACUACACUCACAAAGACGCUCCCUACACGGCCCAUGCCCACUCAGGAAGAUCCUUUUGCAGACGAGAUGGAAGCCAUGGCGGACAUGGAUGACAUGUGGGAUUGA